CUAUAUACGAAGAAAAGAUAAACUCUGCGCUCCGCCUUAUCACGCCUCCAUGCUCUGCAGGAGCGCGUCAAGAUCGCAGAAUAACCAGCGCGCGCCAAACAAACUGUGCGUACUUCAAACUUUCAGACAUUUUCGUUAGACUGGAUUUAUAUAUAGUACAAUUACCCAAUCAUGAGUAUAUCUAAGGGGUCUAAAAUUAAGAAGCUAUUUGGGAAGUCAAAAAGUUUCGAUAAGGAUAACAGGGAUGCUGUGAGGAGUGAGAGCCUGAGGGGGACUUCAUGCCUAGACGAACAUGCGAGUUUCACAGGUUCGUCCAUUACUUUACCGUCGAACCCCGAGCUCCCCAACCCUAGAGAUGCAUAUUUAUGCCCGGACUCGCUGCCCACCAGCCCCAGCGAAAAGAAGAAGAGACGUUUCCCGACAUUUAGGUCCAAAAAGAAAUCGAAGGAUAAAGAUCUGCAGUUUCUCAGCAGCACUGGAGAUCUGGACUCUGUAUUCAACAACAUGAGUUUUGAUCAGAUGAGCAUCCGGACGGAUGACUUUUUAAUGACUGACACCUGCCCCACCCCUGUUCGUUCUCGGACAAACUCGGUGAUAAGCCUGGAUUGCGCCUCACUUCCAGAUCCAACAUCUCCAACACAAAAACACAGGAAGAGUUUUGAGGAGAAAAGUGGAAGUGUUCUUAACCGCAUUGGAAGUCUUUUCUCUCGGAGGAGAAAAAGCAGAACCACAUCAGAUGACAGGGAUGAAAUUGUGUCACCAAAUACAAACAGCCCAAUCAAAUCCCCAGUAUUAGAAGAACUGAGACGGACCCCCAGUGGUGGUUUAUACAGAGAGAAUUAUGAUUCAGUGAUUGGGUCGGCACAAAGACGAAGUCCCAGCGUGUGUAGUGUAGCCUCCCUCGUCGCAGACGGAGGAGAUUUACCAUUUGCUGACAGCGGCAGUAGCGGACGAGGGAGUGUAAAAGAGGUGGAAGUUGUCAAAGUGAGUAGCGUCGAGACUUGCUGCGAUGGAAAGACAGAACGUCUCGUAACAGAGGCCAGCAGGAAGCUCAAGGUGUACCUUGAGGAGACAAGAGAUGAAAUCUCAGACGCAACACUAAAGAAAUGUGCAGAAGUCCCUAUACAAACCCCUGAAACGCCAAAGUCCCCUGUAGUCUUAGGGGGGACGGAGAGUAAAAAGACAGUUUUGAAACCCACUAUCAGAGGAAGCGGGAAUUACACUGCACUUGUCGGAGUGACUCUCUGUUCACAGUCCAGAAGCCCGUUGCUCUCUGACAGUCAGUGUGGAGAAAAGACAGAGACUGAUAACAUGGGGAAGAAAAACAGUGGCAAAAGAAAGUCACGCAAACUAAGCAAUAACGAGUCUCUCACUUCAACAAUAGCCACAUCCACUGAGGCAGAGGAGAGCUCAUCACAGUCUUUUCCUUCCCCUGGUCAAGUAUACAGAGCCGUGUGGGCGGAAACUCACCUGACAGAGGAGGAGAGUGUGAGCUCCAUUACUGACUCACUCUCUUAUGUAGAACUUGAUCCAGCCAGCCCAGCAGAGAGCUAUUUUGCACUCGACACAGCUGCCGUCAACACUCCUGGUCCUCCACAAGUGCCAGAGCCAGCCACCUGCACCACAAAGGCCUUUGAGGAGCACAGCACAAAAGCAUCUGAGCCAGACACUCAGGAGAAUUUUAUUUCUAAAGACCAGAUUGCUGAAAGCUACGCGGAGAAACGCAGAAGCUUAAAACUGUCACAGAGUGAGAAAGUCUUUGCUAAAAGAGUGUUUGUUAGUCCUCAGUCAAGUGUGGAUGGGGAUGAACAAGCUGAAACAGAGACCCAAAGUGAGACAAACUUGGGAAUAACACAGAAUAUCCAGCAGGUUAAGGUGAAAAUAUUAUCAACCAGCAAUAGUGUGAAUGUCAGGCAUUCCAACCAACAGACACAUACAUCAGUAGAAGUCACUGAAGAUGCGUUAAAGCUGCCUCUUGAUAGGAAUGUCGAUAGCCCCACUGAACUUUCAUCAGAAAAUACAGAAGCUACAGACAUCAAGGAGGAAUCUAAUUUCCCAGAAAUGACAAGUCAUAAAGGACUAUUUAAUACUGUUAUGAGCAGUCCUCAAAACUCAUCCAAGCGUAUGGACAGAGCAGGCAGUGGGUCAAAUGGUGGAAUUAAAGCUAAGAGCCCUCCACCACAGGUUGCCCCUAAAACAAAAGUUGUGACAUCUCGAAUUAAAAGCCUGUCUGAUGCAUCAAAGAUAGAUGUUACUAAUGUAGGGAGGAUUUCACAGAAACACUCGGAUCAAAAAGAGAUAAAAUCUCCAACUGCAAAGGAGCAAUCGGUUUCAUUCAAUAAAUCAACUGACAUCAAGUCCAAAAUUCCUAAGAAAACAGCACCAGAGGUUCUUUCAAAACCAAAGAAAGUGGUAGAGGUUGUUACAGUAUAUGAUUUACCCUCAAAAGCAGAAGGUCAGAAGACCAUCAAAUGUCAGAAUGAAGCAGGAUCCAUAACCUCAGUGCAGAAGAUGUCACCCACUAAGGUAGUGGAAGAGAAAGAUGUUUUGAACACCUCAGUAACACCAAAAACAUCUCAACCCACUAAAGAACAGGUCACACUUUCAAAGCCUAAAAGAAGUCUAAAAAAAUCAGUCUCCGAUGAUAAAAAUGAUAAAUCCCCAUCUUCCCCAUCCUCAAUGGAGAAUUCCAUUUCAAAAUUUAACACAGAAUUUAACACAGCAAACAAAGAUAUCCAAAGGUCCAAAACACAACCGUCAAUUGUCAGUGAUCUAAGUCCAACAUCAAAGAGUAGGCAAAAAAAAAUUACUGGGGCAAAAGUCAAAUCAGGUGACACUGGUAGCAAAACAGCUACACAUGACAACAAAGCCGAGACAAACUCACUUUCUUGCUCAGUGCCUGCCAGUGACCUAACAGAGCAGAAUAAUGAAAAGGAGAAACCUACAAAUGAAACCCAGCUCAGUGAGCCAAAGAGUGCAAAGAAAUUAAUAACUGAUGUGUCACCAGCAGUAAGGAAACUUCCUCGAACGACACCAAAGAGUCUUCUAAAACAGCCCUCAGAUGGAGAAGUUGCCCAUGGAGAAAGUGAGUCGUAUCAACCAUCCUCACUGCCACUUACCAAGCCAGAGAGAAGUGAGUCAAUCCUUGUUAACGGCCCUGUCGUUGAUGACAACUCUUCUGAAUGUGACCAAACCACUUGCAAUGUUGUGGUUAACACUGGUAGCAAAACAGCUACACAUGACAAAAAAGCAGAGACAAACACACUUUCUUGCUCAGUGCCUGCCAGUGACCUAACAGAGCAGAAUAAUGAAAAGGAGAAACCUACAAAUGAAACCCAGCUCAGUGAGCCAAAGAGUGCAAAGAAAUUAAUAACUGAUAUGUCACCAGCAGUAAGGAAACUUCCUCGAACGACACCAAAGAGUCUUCAAAAACAGCCCUCAGAUGGAGAAGUUGCCCAUGGAGAAAGUGAGUCGUAUCAACCAUCCUCACUGCCACUUACCAAGCCAGAGAGAAGUGAGUCAAUCCUGGUUACCGGCCCUGUCGUUGAUGACAACUCUUCUGAAUGUGACCAAACCACUGGCAAUGUUGUGGUUAAGGCAUCACCAGAGCCCAAAGCGAAAAGUCCUUUGAAAGAGGUGGUUGAUUUUCCGUCAGCAGCGGCAAGUCUCCAAAGUCCCACUAAACCCAAACCCAAGAGAUAUUUAAGGAAGACAGAGCAAACAACAGCUUUGGAUCCAAAUAUAAAUACAGCUGAAAAGACUGCAAGUUUGCACAUUACACCAACAGCCUCUCUGAAAUCUGAUGCUGAAACUGGCAAAGUGGAAAUUAUUGAUGAACAACUGAAAGCUACUUCCAAAUCAAAGAACUGUGAAAAAUCUGGGGAUGCUGAGAAUACCAUCAGACCACACAUGCCACUUUCAGCAAAUAGUGAUUUACAAUCCAUCCAACAACAGAUAGAAUCAGAUCUACCGGUUUCAAUGGACCCACAAGUACAAGUUGCGCCAGACAAGCAAUCAGAUGUUGUUAAAGAGAAGCCUGUUGUUGAAAACGGCAAUGUUGGGUUGGAGAAAAAGAAUUGUAAAAUUUCCACAAUAACAGAGACAGGUCACUUCACAUCCAGCGAUCUGAGCACUAAAGGUACUGAAAAGUCUUGGUAUUCUCUGGAAAAUGCACCCAUCCAACAACCGACAGAAUCAGAUCUACCAGUUUCAUCAGACCCACAAGUCCCAGCUGCAACAGAAGAGCAUUCAGAUUUUGUCGAAAAGAAAUCUCUUGUUGGUAAUAACCAGGUUAGGUUGGAGAAAGAGAAUUGUGCCCUUGGUAAGGCAGAUGUUUUUGUUACAAUACCAGAAACAGGCCAUUACCCAUCCAGUGUUCUGAGCACUCAAGGUAUGGAGCAGUCUUGCUCUUCUCAGGAAAAUCCAUCCAUUCAACAACAGACAGAAUCAGAUCUACCGGUUUCAUCUGACCCACAAGUCCAAGUUGUGCCAGACAAGCAAUCAGAGGUUGUCAGAAAGAAUUAUCUUGUUGAAAAUAACCAGGUUAGGUUUGAGAAAGAGAAUUGUGACCUUGGUAAGGCAGAUGAAAUUUCCACAAUACCAAAGACGGAUCAUUACACAUCCAGUGUUCGAAGCACUCAAGGUGCAGAGCAGUCUUGCUCUUCUCAGGAAAAGACCUUUGGAGUCAUUUCAGAGAAUUCAUCUGAGACAACCCAGAAGAUUAAAACUAAAGAACACAGUGUCAAACAAUUUGUAAAUUCAGAUUUUAAACAACCAAAAAUAAUACCCACAAUUACACAACUAAAUAUCACACAAAUUGAUUAUGUUAAAAUUGAACAAAAAAGUGGUAAAUCCACUGUAUCAGAGAAACAAUCAAACUCGGAGACAACUGCUCAGUUAGGUGACACAAGUAAAUCUCCAAACCUGGAGUGUUUCAAACUGAAUGAGAUUAAUAAAUUAAAGGAAGUUGAUGAGACGCCAGUAGCGGUGAUAAUGACUCCAGAGGCUCCUUCUAAAGCAGAACCUGUUCAAAAUGGUGAUCAGAUUUUAGAAAAGAAUCUUCCAUCACUUAAAAUGUCAGAUAAACAGACUUCCAAAGUAGACAUAAAGAGUGCAGUCCAAAUUAAAAACACAGAAUCCCAUGUGAAAAUCCAGGACCCUACAAAGGUUAAAGACAAAAUGCCAGCUUGUAACUUAAAAAAAAUUAAACCACCAGCUGACCAAAGUCUUCAACAAUUUACAUCUCAGAGUCUUCCUUUGGACUCCAAAAACCUCUCAAAAAAUAACAAGACACCAUCGAGUUGGUUAGAUAUUGACCAAAGUUUUGAGAAGAAGAAAACAGAGAGACGAAUGGAUUGUUCUGCAAGUGAUGAUAAUCAGCUUGACACUUCCGAUGAUUUUGAGGAUUUCAUUUGUAACAUCAAGAAGCACUGUUCGCCUUUUUCUUUGCCACCCAGAAAACAUGGGCAGAACAAGAUGCCAUCACCACCUUUUGCCAUGCCUGCCAUUAAAGAAGAUCACUUUGAGAAGAUAUUCGAUCCAGAACAAUUCAAGUUUGGUUCAAGAAAAACUGCAGGACCUAAAGAUCCCUCUCCAGCCAUGAUUAUCAAGAAGAAAAAUGAAGAGACAAAAAACAAUCCACAAUCCAAACGGUCUGAGGACAGCUUGCUUUAUAAAUCUCUCUCCUCAAGACGGGAACAAGACAAAGCUGAAAAGGUUGCAAUCACUGUGGAGAAAAAUGAUGGCGAAAACCAUAACAUUACAGAAGGAUCUGGAAAACUUUCCUCAAGGUUGGAAAGAAUGUCAAUCCUCUCAAACCUCAUGAACUUGCCAAAUGUGUCUAGAAAAACCCGAACCGAACAAAGUGCUCUCUUUAACGGCAUUGUCUCACCCACAACACCACCCCCAGUGCCAGUGGUAACCUCAGGAGAGAAGAAAGACAUACUUCUAUCCCAUGCUGUCACAAUUCCAAAAGAAGGGAAUGGUAUGCCAGAUCAAGGCAGUGUAACAGGCAAAAUUCUUGAUUCGAUAAAGAGUCCAUCCACACUUCCUCCUCUUCCAACUUUCUCAGAUGUCAAGCUGCCUGACUUUGUGGAGAAAUACAUAAAUAAAGGCAAAGAAUCAAAUGCAGUGAGUCUGGGGGAGUCUGUCAGCGAGCAAAGACCUGACACCAGUUCUCUUCCUCCAUUUGAUGUUAGAAGCACUUCCAGCACAUUUACUGCCAACAUGGCCCUGCAAGGUGUUUCAGGAUUAACAUCUCCAUCUAUAGCAUCUAACACUAUUCAACAGUUUCCUCUGCCUAUACCCACCAGCCUUUCACCAACAUGCGCAGAGACACCAACUGUAAGAGGCUUCCACAGACGCCCUGGAAAGAUUGUGAUAUACCAGCAAGCUCAGUUUGGCGGAGAGUCAUAUGAGGUGUUCAGAGAUAUAGAGGACGCCACCUCACUUAAUCUCUCUCCAGUCAUAUCCUUAAAGGUCGUCAGAGGAUGCUGGCUGCUGUAUGAAAAGCCUGGCUUCCAGGGCCGUUCCAUUGCCCUGGAGGAGGGGCCAUUAGAAGUAGCAAAUGAGUGGGCGGAGACAGAGCCCAGUGGGGAGGUGGAGCCAAAUAGCUUGCCACUCCCAACCACACCCAUGGUCAUUGGCUCCAUUAGACUUGCAUUGAGGGACUACAGCCUACCAAAAAUUGACCUGUUCACAGAGGUGAAUGGGAUGGGCCGUAUGACUUCAUUCUGUGAUGACACUAUAGAGAUCUGUUCAUUUGGGAUUCUUCAGAGUACUGGGUCCAUUAAGGUCCAUUCUGGAGUAUGGAUGGUCUUUAGUGAUCCAGGUUUCCAGGGGCUCUUGGCUGUAUUAGAGGAAGGAGUUUAUCCAUGCCCUGAGAACUGGGGCUUCCUGACCCCCUUUGUCGGAUCACUGCGGCCUCUGAAAAUGGGUGAAAUUAAGGUGGAAAAUCCCAAUGAAACUAAGGCGAUGCUGUUUGAAAAGCCGAUGUUCCAAGGGGAGUUCAUAGAGAUUGAAAGAGACAUGUACAGCUUUGAUGAAGAAGAGGAAGACAAGAGUGCAGAAGAGGAGAAAGAAAUUCCUAACAGCACCUCUGUGCAGAAGAGGAAGUGGAUCAGUUCUGUGGGCUCAUUAAAAAUUCUGAGUGGCCUCUGGGUGGGCUAUUCUGCACCAGGAUUUGAGGGUCACCAGUAUCUUCUGGAGGAGGGAGAGUAUGCAGACUUCACUGACUGGAGUGGACUGGAAGACGGGCUCUUCUCUAUAUGUCCUAUAUUAACAGAUUAUAUGACUCCUCACAUAAGAAUGUUCAGCGAACGAGAGUUCAGCAAAAGAGGGAUGAAUGUGGACCUGCUAGAACCUGUCCUCAACAUGGAAAGCACUGGCUUCGGCAUAAAGACACAAUCUGUGGAAGUCCUCUCUGGCGUGUGGAUAGCAUUUGAGAAUGCACGAUUCUCGGGUGAGCUGUACAUUCUACAGAAAGGUCUCUAUGCCAGCCCGACAGACUGGGGUGCAAAGAACUACAAGAUCUCAUCUCUGCAGCCUGUGGUUUUGGGUCAGACUGAAGGGCUGUCCAGAUAUAAGGUGCAGUUGUUCUCUGAGCCAGGGUUUCAGGGAGAGGUUUUGGCCUUAGAAGAAAGUGUAGCAUUCCUGCCAGAGGGCUUCCAACCCAUGUCCUGCAAGGUUCUAGCUGGGAGCUGGGUGGUGUUCGACGGCCCACAGUUCACAGACAACAUGUAUGUACUGGAGGAAGGAGAAUACCCAAACCCUGAGGCUCUGGGCUUGCUCAACUCAAACUGCAAAAUUAGCUCUGUCCAUACCGUAGGACAUGAGUUUUCUAUCCCCUCUAUUACACUCUUCUGUAAAUCCAGCUUCAGAGGGCGUAAAAUAGUUUUGACAGAUGGAGCUGUGAACCUAUCUCUGGCUGGGAUUGAUGGGCGGGUCAAAUCUCUGUUGGUGAAUGGAGGAAUAUGGGUGUUGUAUGAAUACAGCAACUUCUGUGGUUGUCAGAUUCUGCUCCAUCCCAGCGAGAUUGGUGAUUGGCAGAAGUUUAGAGGCUGGGAGCAGAUUGGCUCUCUACGUCCAUUACUGCAGAAACGUGUUUACUUCCGGUUGCGUUGUGCAGAGACAGGCUGCUUGAUGUCUCUCUCCGGGUCCCUCGAGGAUAUAAAACUGCUCCGGGUCCAGGUGCUGGAAGAAUCUGGAGGUCCAGAGCAGAUCUGGGUCUAUGAGAACGGACUACUGCACUGCAAGCUGGUAGAGAACUGUUGCGUGGAGACCUCUGGGGGUGUUGUAAUGGCAGGUGGUAGGUUGAAUAUCUCACCUGAACCAGGCAAAGACAAUCAGUUCUGGAGCAUUACAGGAGAUGGGAUCAUACGCAGCAACCUCAAGCCUGAACUUGUGCUGGAGGUCAAAGGUGGCCAACAGUAUGAUAAAAACCAGGUGAUUCUCAACACCUUUAAUGAACAGAAAACAAACCAGAGAUGGACCGUGGAAAUCCUUUAGUGCUCGAGUCACAACACAAUGAAUUUCUGUCACUCCUUAAUAAUCAGCAGAAGCUCUGAAAGACAUUUUGCAGUUUGUCUUCAAGACCAAUGCCCUGUCCCGGGGUGGAUCGAGAUUACAGCACUCUGAAUGAGUGAUGCCUCGAUGGACAUUGAACUUCAACUGCAUGAACUACAUCAAGAAACCUUUUUCACUUUAGAUGGUUAAGACAUGAUGUGCUCGUAUGAUCAUAGAUUAGACCUGUCCCAAUUUCACAUUCAACCUUGUGAUAGUACAAGGACUUUUACCCAUAGGCUGUUACUUUGCGGAGUCAGAGGAACAUAAGAACAGCCCUGACUGCAAUACUAUAUUAUCAUCCCAGGGGGCACUCUAGCAUUAAUAUUUGAUUGUCGCUGCACUUCAGGUGAUGUUCUUUCAUUCUUCUGUGUUAUGCAGCAAUUUAGUGCCACAUUUCUGUCAAAACAGAAUGUGUGACCUUAUCCACAUAUAUAAUGUUACAUUUGAAGCUUUACAAGUUAAUGUGAAUUUUUCACAUUUAAAUUUGAUAGCAGUAACUCUAAUUAAACUUUUAAAGAAAAACCAUUGCUCAUAUUAUAUAAACAUUUCUAUUAUGUAUUACUGAUCUGGCAUCAGUUCACAUACUUGCAUUCAUUGCAAAGGCAACUGAUCCUAGAUCAGCUGUUCUGCUCUCAAAGCUUACUCAUGCUUGUCUAGAUAAGGAUUUGCUUUUUGUGUACAUUUUCGAAAGAUGUCAUGCUUUUGGUGAACGAUAAUAUUAUCUCUUUUAUAAUGUGAUAAACUGUCCCUUUUGGAGGUUCAUGUUAAAAAAUCCAAAAUAUACUGUUACAUUUGAAAUAA
Molecule: messenger RNA, 9363 nt
Organism: Xyrauchen texanus (razorback sucker)
Lineage: Eukaryota; Metazoa; Chordata; Actinopteri; Cypriniformes; Catostomidae
Product: beta/gamma crystallin domain-containing protein 1-like
Exons: 22
Coding region: 172-8505 (2777 amino acids)
Source: RefSeq, a predicted model, not a curated record